Solanum stenotomum is the source of this 963-nucleotide messenger RNA. RefSeq lists its product as uncharacterized. Lineage: Eukaryota; Viridiplantae; Streptophyta; Magnoliopsida; Solanales; Solanaceae. The transcript has a single exon. Bases 1 to 963 code for a protein of 320 amino acids. The record is from RefSeq and is a predicted model, not a curated record.
AUGUUGAAACAUUGGUGGGAUAAUUACUGCACUGAUGAGAUUAAGCAACUCAUUAUUAAUGCCAUAGCAACGGAAACAGUAGUAAAAAUUGAAGGACGCACACAAUCCACUUCUCAAGUCAUAAGGGAAGAUGCUUGUGCUACUCUUGUUUAUCAUAUCGCUAAACAUUUUAUUGGAGAACCAAAGUUAUUCCAGGACAGGAGUCUCCAAAUUCUGAAUAAUCUAAGUUGUCCGAAUUUAGACAACUUUAUUCAUUACAAACAUGCCUUUCUCAGCAAGGUUAUGAUCCGUCCAGAUUGCAACUUAGAUUUCAGGAAGGAACGCUUCAUCAGCGGUUUACCUCAUCUCUUUGCAGAUAAAGUAAGGACAAAGAUCCAAGAUCGCAAUAAUGGUAAUAUUCCUUAUGGUAAUCUUACUUAUGGUGAUUUGGUAAGCACCAUCAACGUUGUAGCACUUGAACUUUGCACAUAUAUUAAACUCAAACAUCAGCUCAAGAAAGAGCAGUCUUUUUCUAGAAAGGAACUUGGAAGUUUCUGUAGAGAUUUUGGUUUUAUCACUCCACCUAAUAAGAUCAAGAAAGAUAAAAAAGAAAAAUCUCAUAGGAAGAAAUCUCGAAGAAGAGAUGAUUCUACUAGACCAAGGAAAAAGAAACUUAGGUCCAAGAGACCUAGAGAUACCAAGUUAGAUGGUUGCUGGACCUAUGGAAGGACUAGCCAUAAAGCUAGUGAAUGCCGCUCAGGAGCUAAAAAAAAGAAAAUCAAUCUUCUUGGUAUAGAUGAAAAUACCAAGGGUAAGUUACUUGCCAUUCUUGAUGAAACUUUCUCUGAAUCUUCAGGUACAUCUCAUGAAUACAGUGAUGAUAAAGACAUUGAUCUUGAUUAUGAUUCAGACAAAAGCCAAUCAGGAAAAGAUUGCACUUGUAUUGAAGCCUUCUGUGCUUGCGACAGUACACCAAAUAUCUGA